CAGACUAGUUAGCUAUUGUUUGUAUUGUAGCAUUUUUGUGCGAAAAAUAGCAAAAAUAUUACAGAAAAAUGUGUUAAAUUUAAGUUUGUGGUUUCCCGUACAAGGUCAGCAGUAAUCUACAGACCGUCAACAUGAGCAUCCCCGGCAGCGGCGUGGACAUGACCUCCCUCAUGUCCCAGCACCCGGUCUUGGGCGCCAUCCCCCCGGCGUUCUUCCUGCGGGCGUCCGAGCGCUACCAGCGCACCCCCAAGUGCGCCCGGUGCCGCAACCACGGCGUCGUCUCGGCCCUUAAGGGCCACAAGAGGUACUGCCGGUGGCGCGACUGCAACUGCGCCAAGUGCACCCUCAUCGCGGAACGACAGAGGGUGAUGGCGGCCCAGGUCGCCCUCCGACGCCAGCAAGCCCAGGAGGAGAACGAGGCCCGGGAGCUGGGAAUCCUCUUUCCCACCCCGUCGACGGUGGUCGGGGAGAGCACGCCGCCGGUCAACCCGCCCACCCUGCCGCAACAGGACAUGGGCAUCCAGCAACUGAUGCAGAGGAACACGUUCCCCACGUCGGAUUCGUCGGAGCCGUCGAGUCCUACCUCCAAGCGCCCUCGCAUCAACGUGGAAGAUUGCUCCCUGGAGGGCUCGGACUCCGAGCCCGAGGAUCUCAAGAAAUCGCGCCAGUCCAGCCCUGUCACCGUCCCUCCCCCGGUUCCCGCCGCCCCCUCCCCCUCCCCCGAGCCCACCACCAGCCCGGACCCGGACCUGGACGUGGAGGACGACACCCAGAGCGAGGCUCCGGAGAACCUGUCGCUGAAGAAGCCCUCCAGUCCGGAGACGCCUCCGCAGCCGGCGCAGAACUUCAUCCCCUACCAGCAGUUCGCCACGUUCCCGCCCUUCCAGCCGCAGUACACCACGCAGCGGUCGCCCGUGGACGUGCUGAUGAGGGUGUUCCCCGGGAAGCGGCGGUCGGACGUGGAGGCGCUUCUGCAGAGGUGCAAAGGGGACGUGGUGCAGGCUAUGGAGAUGAUGGUGAGUGGGGCUCAUGAAGAGGUCACGCUGCCGUCGGCGUUCAGCCCCCUGGGGCCGCCGAGCAACUUCCACAGGUUCAGCCCGUCGAGGAGGUUCCUGUCGGCGCCCUACGCCGGCACGGGGUACUUGCCCACGGUGAUCAGGCCGCCCCCGGACUACAUGUCCAUGGUGGGGUCGGUCCACGACAUGUACGCUAGCGACAAGGCUUCGGCGUCGUCCCCCGGGUCGAACACCAGCUCCGACAAAACAUCUUACUCGGAGUAGUUUAAUUUUGUACGCCCUGUAUAUUUCCUGUGAGCGGAUUAAUGAAGACCAGUUCGAGUUUCCGCACGAACAAUCACAUCAGAAUUUAAUUAUAAAAUACAUAUGAAUCAAGUUCCACCCCUCUUCCCUGUAUUCAUCCGACCCCUACCGUAUUGAAUACAUGAAGCCAGUUAUUAGGUCUCUAUUGUUAGCCUGUAGCUACCAGAUCAUAUAAAUUAUAUUGUAAACAGUGGCGUGUGUUCGGUUUUAUUGUCUGUAUUAAACUGUGGUUAUUUCCCUCUAAUUUGUGACGGUCGCCACUGGUUUCACCCAUCACGUUGUACAUAAAUUUUCUAUUGCUUUAGUCUUGACUAUUUCAAGUGUUUGUAAAUAAUUGUGUAUAGUUUUAGAGGUUGUUGUUAGCGACCGGUCUAGUACACUCUGUAUA
Messenger RNA from Zophobas morio, 1707 nucleotides. RefSeq names its product doublesex- and mab-3-related transcription factor A2-like. Gene Ontology annotation, molecular function: RNA polymerase II cis-regulatory region sequence-specific DNA binding; DNA-binding transcription factor activity, RNA polymerase II-specific; protein binding. Lineage: Eukaryota; Metazoa; Arthropoda; Insecta; Coleoptera; Tenebrionidae. Gene Ontology annotation, cellular component: nucleus. The transcript is spliced from 3 exons. Gene Ontology annotation, biological process: sex differentiation; regulation of transcription by RNA polymerase II. Bases 132 to 1280 code for a protein of 382 amino acids. The record is from RefSeq and is a predicted model, not a curated record.